Molecule: messenger RNA, 7044 nt
Organism: Temnothorax curvispinosus
Lineage: Eukaryota; Metazoa; Arthropoda; Insecta; Hymenoptera; Formicidae
Product: protein stoned-B-like
Exons: 13
Coding region: 57-6383 (2108 amino acids)
Biological process (GO): regulation of endocytosis; synaptic vesicle endocytosis; intracellular protein transport
Cellular component (GO): AP-2 adaptor complex; synaptic vesicle
Molecular function (GO): clathrin-cargo adaptor activity
Source: RefSeq, a predicted model, not a curated record
GUAAUCUAGAUUUCUAUUUGCAGGAGCCUCUCACGCACCACAGUAGGUCUUAGAGGAUGCACAAGUUAGCCAAGGGCCUGAAGAAGAAGAAAAAGCCGAAGAAGGGCAAGAAGGGGGCGGAGGAAGAGGAGUUCGAUCCGGAGGAGCUCGAGCGUUAUCGGCGCGAGCGGGCGGAGGCCCAACAGAAAGCCGAGGAGGCCGGCGAAGCGGCUAAAGGUACCGGAUCUGACGAGUGGAAGAAGUUCCAGGCUUUGACUGCUGGUGUCGAUUCGGUCUUGAGGAAGACUCAGGAUGACCUCGAUCGGAUAAAGUCUACCUCGUUCUUCCAGCGAAAGGCACCGUUGGAAGAGAAAAAACCGGACGAGGCGGCGAAGCAGGAGGACAAAUCAUCGUCAAAGAGGUGGGUGGGCUUCGACAAGGAGGGUAACCCAAUCGAGGCCGCGCCGGAGAUCGACGGUCAAGAAAGGAAGGAGGGCAAACCGUUUGUCAACGAGGACGGUUUCGUAGAAGUACCGGAGGACGAGGAUGAGCAAGAGGACUCCGCCGACGAGGAUAUCUUCGACACCACUUACGUCGACGUUCUUCAGAAUAUCGAUGUUCAAUUAGCUUAUAUACCGGACAGCCCGACCGAGGAGGAAGCUGGGGACGAUCCCUUCGACACCACCAACGCCGACAAGGUUCUCCGUACAGUCGAUAAAAAGGGCAACAAGCUAGUCAGCUUAGGCAAUGCUGUUGAGGUGUUAUCGGGAAGGAUCGACUAUGUAAGCACGUGCAAAAUCACCAAAGGCAGGCGACCUAGAAUCCAGCAGGAUCUAUUGUUGGACGACUUUGACGAGGCGGAACAGCCGUCGGCGGAAGCCGUUGCAGCGGAACCGACAGAAGUAGAGAAGACUUUGCUGGAUGAUGACAGCGAUCUUCCCGACAUCCCGGUUGAUUUGACGAAAUUACCGCCUGUGUUUCCAAGGCCAGUCAGCCCGGUCACUCCAACACCCGUUCAGGAGAGUACAACCUCGACGACCACUGAAAAGACAUCAAAUGGUCCGCUAGAUAUUUCCGAAUUCGAAGUUCUGAAGGAGAAGACGGUCUUGGAGGAGAUUCCCGACUUGGAUGACGCUGAAUUUGAUCUAAACGUCACGCCAAAUGAGUCGACUCGUCUCGAGGAGGCCGAUGAUCCAUUCGCCGCGAAAGAGCCUGAAACGACCGAUUUUCAGACGGAGAUAAUUGAGGCCAGCUUCGAGGCAGCGACCUUCGUCGACGAAGCCGAUCCGUUUGACACUACAUUCGCGGAUAACAUACUACCAGGUAAAACAGAGCUGAAGUUUAUCGAGAAGGAGCUCGAAGAGCUGCCCGUCUCGGAAGUAUCCAUAUCACUGACCGAUCCCGCUGGCUUAAUCAGAGAUUACGAAACUGGUCGGCUGAAAACCCAUCGUGAUACUUUACAGAAAGACAAUCAUGAUACUUUGCUGUCAUCCAAGAAGGAUCUGCUAGGCGGCUCGACCACCGAUCUUAGCCAGUUGGCGGACGAACCGAUCGCGCCUGUUGAGGAAAUCACUUACGUCGAUCCCUUUGAUACGUCCGCGGUAAAGGAGCUUCCACCCGGCAAAACAGAGCUCAAGGUCUUAGAAAAAGAAUUGCUCGGCGAGCAAUCCAGCAGCUACGUCGAGGACGACAGCGAUUUUGAUCCGAGGAAAGAUGAGGAGUCAGUAAAGAUAUUGCCCGCAAAACCACCGCCACUUAGACCAUCCGCGCCGGUUAACCCUGUGUUCGACGUUAACUUCGAGGAAGACGAGAAGAUCGAAGCGGCACCGACGAAUUUCGAGAGAAAAGCUUCUCGGCCGGAAGUCCUCGAGCUCGCUCCGAUCAAGACCGUCGCGUUUGAACUGCCGACGCCGUCGAAGAGACCUGACCUUCUCGCGACUUCCGAAGAGGAGAAGACACUACCCUCUAAACCGCUGACACCGUAUUAUUCCCAGAAAUCCAUAGAAGAGUCGUUGCCGAUAGAGGACGACGAAGUAGAUGUCGAUCCUUUCGACACUAGUUUCGUCAAUAACGUCGCGCCGGGCAAAACAGAGCUCAAACUCAUCGAAUCGGAAUUGUUGAGGCAGGAGUCUAAGCUGCCUCACAGUUUGAGCGACCACGACUUCGAUCCGAGGUCUACCGCAGAACCAAUUAGGAGACAAAGCGAUUUCACGGCCACCUCGGUCGCGCCGAGCAAUCUAAAGCUCGCGCAGCUACAAUCGUCGCUGAUACAAAAGGUCGAAGAGGAAGUGAUCGUGAAACGAAAACCUCAGAGGCAAGAGAGCUUGUUGGAUGCGGAAGUCGAGGUCGACGCGAAACCUCUGACACCUAGGAUCGAGAGCAAACCUAUCGCGGAAGAGGAGGAAAUCUUGUAUUUGGAUCCUUUUGACACUUCUAUCGCGACGAACAUCCUGCCCGGAAAAGCAGAGCUGAAGAUACUGGAGAGUGAAUUGCAGCAAAUUCCUCAGCAACCACCGCCGCGUCCUAAUCUACCCAUCAAUCUACCCACCGUGGUACCUGUCGUUGCCUCAACAGUCCCGGAAAUCGAUGACUUCGAUCCUAGAGCGGACGAGGUAAAGGAGUCUAAAGACUUUCUGUUUUUAGACGGGCAGGAUACCGGCGACAAAGUGUUGACGCCGAUGCAGAAUAAAGAUUUUACUUUGGACGACGACGUGGAUCCCUUCGACACUAGCUUCGCUACUAUCGAGCCUGGACGGACCGAAUUGAAACUGCUCGAAUCUGAACUGAUGAAAUGUGCGCCCAAUUCAAUCAUGGAUCCCAAGGGCGGAAAUCCGUUCUUAAUGGAUGAUUACGCGGCGGAGCCGGGGGGCGGCUUGCCCCCGCAGGCUUCCAAUCCUUUCCUUCAAGAUUUCACCGAUUCGGCAAGUUCCGGCGCAGGCGAGAAUCCUUUCUUAAACUUCAGCAGCGGGCAAACGUACGAACCACCAGUGUCCGUCGACUCUACCAAUCCGUUCGCCUCCUUUGGCAUUGAAAGUACCGCUCCGGACACCGGAUUCGGAGCGACCACCGACACAAAUACGCCAGCAACCGACGUCUUCACUAGCCAGUCAUCCAAUAUCUUCGUCACGUCCGAGAACGCGAGCGUGGACCUGUUUGGUACGAUGACGACGACGACGGCCGAGAAACAACCGGCGACAGUCGUCAGUCCACCGCAGCCGUCUCCGGCGGCGACACCUCCGUCGAGAAACGGAAAGCCACCGCCAUCGAGGCCACCCCCGCCGAGGCCGCAACCACCACCGAUACCGCCACCGGUACAACCAGCUUCUAAGAACACGAAGGAUCUAAUAUUGUCGGUUACGGGAGCAAUGGACGCUACCUCGAACCACCUUCUGGAUCGUUUGCAAGCAACCAGAACGCCCAGCCCCACGCUGAUGCACUCCCCGUCACCCACCCCGGAGCACAGCUUCGCCGAUCUUCUGGACGUCGACAGCAACGUGCCGGAUCUGAUCUCGGACGAUAAGGUCAUCGAGCCGCCGAAGAAUCAAGAUAUCAUGGAUCUUUUUGACGCGCACACUGAUGUCACCUCAACCUAUAUCUUCUCUACUUCCAUAACCACCACGGGUACUACCAGUCUUGUCACCGGAGCCCCGAUAACCGCCACCACUACCAAGGAUAAUCCUUUCGCGAGCAUGAGCGAGGAGGCGGUGGUCCCGCAAGCGCAAGCUGCCUUUGAUAUGGAAUAUCCGGAAGAUAUCAUCAGUAGCGAGAAGCGGCCUUCAAUGACCUCUGCGACUCCUUUCGCAGCCAUAGAAACGGACGUCGAAAAAUCCGGCACUGUCUUGGACCUUGCGGAACCUGCUCCUGUUCAACCAGUGUCGACAGCAACCGCUGAACUCUUCCAAGAAACAGAACAGAUUUCCACCGCUGCUGAUGCAAACUUUUUCUCUAUGACCGACACAACCACGGCAACGCCCUUCGGCGUAGCCGAAACCACGCCCGCAGCUGCACCGUUCGCACCUGCAGCUCAGCCCUUAUUUGCUCCGUCGGAGAUCACGCAGCCUGCUUUUGCCUCAGACUUACUGGGUGAUUUCGGAGAAACGACCAAGGAGAUCAGCAGCGGUCUGAUCUCCACCAGUCCAACCCCUGGAACGGAGUUCCCCGGAAACGAGGCUUACCGGCCCGAAGAAGAGUUAGAUAACUUCGCCGCUACGACGAAAGCGAUCGAGGAUACUGGCGACUCAUUCGAUGCUUUCGCGUCGAAAUUCGAUAAGGCCGCCGAACCGGAAACCAACGGUAAAGAUCCCUUCCUGGAUCCCUUCGGCGGCGGACCAACCGCUAUGGAUACCUCCAGCGACGUUUGGGGAGACUCGUCAGUAGGUGGAUCGGCGAUCACCGGUUUUGGAGAAUCCGACGGUUUCGAUUCUUUUUUGAGUAUGACGGCUCCACCGCCAGAUACGAAAGUGAAAAGAUCCGAGUCCGCGGAGUCGGACGAAGGGCCCGAUUUCAGUGUAUUUAUCAAACCGAAAGAAGGAGAUCAGAUGACAACAACGGAAGGCGGACCUGUACCUACGUUAGCGCCGCCGCCGAAAAGUCCGCAGAUCGCCGCGUAUACGGAUUCCUCGCCGCGAUUUAAUCCUUUCGAUAAAUCCGGAAUCGCGCAAGACGCCGUGGUAUCCGAAACUGCACAAACAGCCGAAAUGGCUAGGACGGAUUCUCAGGAAACCCCGCCUACUCCCUUGUUCGACGAAGACGUUAGCCAACCGCUCGAGGAUUUCCCGAGGAUAACUUACACCGGCGACGGUUGGGAGAUGCAGUUGCGACAGCCAAACAAGAAGAAGAUCACGGGGCAACGUUUCUGGAAGAAGAUCUUUGUCAAGCUGGUUUACCAGGGUGACAAUCCAAUCCUUCAUUUGUCCAACAAUAAAGACGACAGAGAUCCUUUUCAAGAAUUACCUCUGCUCGCUUGUUACUCGGUGUCAGACAUUGGCGCCCAACAAUUCGAUCAGUAUGGGAAGAUCUUUACUGUAAAAUUGCAAUACAUCUUCUAUAAAGAGAGGCCUGGCGUGCGACCUGGUCAGGUCACGAAGGCUGAAAGAAUCACAAACAAACUCAGCCAGUUUGCAGCGUACGCUAUUCAAGGAGAUUAUCAAGGCGUCAAAGAGUUUGGAAGUGAUUUGAAGAAAUUGGGUCUUCCUGUCGAACACGCACCUCAGAUCUCUCAGUUAUUCAAACUUGGUUCCCAAUGUUACGAGGACAUGAAACAAUUUUCUUGCGCUAUCGAAGAAGCUCUCUUUAGGUUAUCGGCUCAUCGCGAUCGGGCUUUACAUUACAAAAUGGAGGAGGUCCAGGUAACAGUCGUGGAUGAGGUGUAUGUCGAGCAGAACGCGGAGGGUCACGUAGACAAGCAGAUCGCGCGUGUUCGUCUUUUCUUCCUGGGUUUCCUUUCCGGUAUGCCCGACAUAGAAUUAGGAAUAAAUGAUAUGUGGCGACAGGGUAAAGAAGUCGUUGGUAGGCACGAUAUCAUCCCCGUCGUAACGGAGGAAUGGAUUCGUCUAGAGAACGUUGAGUUUCAUUCCUGCGUUCAACAGGACGAGUAUGAAAAAUCGCGGAUAAUAAAGUUCAAGCCGCCUGAUGCAUGCUACAUUGAAUUGAUGCGGUUUCGCGUAAGACCGCCAAAAAAUAGGGAACUACCGCUUCAGCUAAAAGCUGUUAUGUGCGUUACUGGGAACAAAGUGGAGUUGAGAGCAGAUAUUCUCGUGCCUGGUUUUGCAUCUAGAAAACUAGGCCAAAUACCAUGCGAAGACGUGAUGGUUCGCUUUCCUAUACCUGAGUGCUGGAUCUAUCUCUUCAGGGUCGAGAAACACUUCAGGUAUGGCUCGGUGAAAUCGGCGCACAGAAGAACGGGAAAGAUUAAGGGUAUCGAGAGAUUUUUGGGCGCCGUCGACACAUUAGAACCACAGCUGAUGGAGGUAACUUCCGGUCAGGCGAAAUACGAGCAUCAACAUCGCGCCAUUGUAUGGAGGAUGCCCAGGCUGCCGAAAGAGGGGCAAGGCGCAUAUACGACGCAUCAGCUGGUUUGCCGUAUGGCUCUCACUUCAUACGAUCAGAUCCCCGAAAAUCUCUCGGAAUACUGUUACGUGGAGUUCACGAUGCCGGCGACGCAGGUGUCCCAUACGACCGCGAGGAGCGUCAGCCUCCAGAACAGCGACAGUGACGCGCCCCCAGAAAAGUACGUCCGAAAUUUGUCGCGUCACGAAUACAGAGUGGGGAUUGAGCAUACGCAGGGCGAAGGGCCGGGAGCAUACGUUGCGGCGACGAUUGCGAAGAAGAUCCCCGAGACCACGCCGGAAGUUCAAGAAACGCCCGAAGCGCCGGCUGAUUCCGAUUCCGACUCUACGGAGUAACAUGGGUAAUCCGUCGCUAAGUCAACGUCGAUCGUCAUUUUGUUGUAAUAAUUAGUACGUUACGUAAAAGAUAGGAAACUCCGCGUUACGUAAGUCACGAUCGCGGUAUAGAAAUUUUCACAUACCGUUAAACUCAGUCAUUUAAGGGAUAAACAUAUAACUAGUAUCUACACUGGUUAUAUGUAUGAUACUAGACUAGUACUAUAUCAUGUACGUCUCACUAGUCUGUAUAGAGAGAAAAUUCGCGAGAAUCUGCAACGGGAUGUUUCGUAAGGUUGCCGAUAGUUAUAAUAAACGGCGGAUAAUCAUUCUGCAUGUGCGAAACCGUUACACUUCGUGCGGUCGCUUAUCGGUCGAAAUUGGCCGAACUAGUCGUUGUUACAGUUGAAAAAAAAAGAACCGAACCAGAUCAGCAAAGACUAAAAUAUUCGAUUUACGAGACAGCAUAUUGAUCCUCGAACAUAUGCUUAGUGAGGCCAUAGUCGGAGCCAUAUUACAGACUGAAAAGAUAAUUUGCCUGACAUCUUUGAAACGAGACUUGUAAAUAUAUACAUUAAGGUAAAUGUAUCUAUGCCUGGACACGUGUCUAUUUCUGGACAUUUUUAUUAUUUUAGUUCUUAAAUAAGUUGUAACGCGAAUUAAAAUCAAAGAUAAAAAUAUU